AUGCCGUCUCUAUCGGAGCAGCUGCAGGAGUUGCGGAGUCGUGCUGAAGUGUGUCUGUACUCUGGUGGCAGGGUAGUGGAGGUGCGGACUGGGGUGAUGGCCAUGGCUAAUCUGCCCUUACCGCCCUGCUCCAAAUACCACCAUAUUACUGCAGAGACCAUGGUCAUAGAAAACAGCUUUGGCAGCAACAGGAAAGAGACUCUUGCAUCUCUUCAGCGCUUCUCUACAGCACUGAACAUCCUGGAAAAGUAUGGCUGUAACCUGACAAAUCCCAACAGGCCAAAAUACUGGAGGACCGUGAAACACAACAACCCCGUGUUCAGGGCCACUGUUGAUGCUAUUCAGGGAGGACGGGCAGUACUCUGUCUCUAUGGUUACUCCAAUCAGCAGCCUGAUGGUCUGAGUUUCCCUGAUGAUGUCACAGAUCCUGAUGUUGGCAGAGUUGCUGCUGUAACAUUAGAAGUGAUGAGCCUGAGGAUGGAACUAGAAAUGCUUAUCAAGGAGGCUCAUCCCCAUCCGGAGUUCUAUGAAAGAAUAAUUCCUACACUGAGACACAAGGAUGUGGGUCUGAACACAGAUGCUGUGGUCUACCACGCCUCCUCUUUCUCCUCUACUUCAUGUCACUCAGAUGGUCAGACCAAGUCUCUAGCCUUCCCACUCCACCAUCACUCGGCUAAGGAAAAAAGCCAUGGCCAUUCCCUGUCCUCCAACCACCAAAGCCUCAGGUCUAUUCAGGUCUUUUACACAUCCCCAAACAAACACCCAGAGAACUGCACUAUCUGUGGAAUAUUCCGUAUCUCUGUCCACUGCCUCACUUGUCUCCAAGGACUGUGUUCCGAAUGUGACAGACUGUACCACUCCUACCCUGAGAGGGCCAACCACCGUCGAACUGCUGUUGCAUCAUCGUCGUCGUCAUUGUCAUCGUCAUGUUCUUCCGCCUGGCAUUGCUCUCACUGCCAUAAAGUCAACUAUAUCCAGGAUGUGCUGUGUGAGGAUUGUGAGCACCCUCGUUUGGAAUCAGUCAGUUCUACAGCAGAUGAAUCUCAGCCUGCCACAAUCACUGAGUGGCAGUGUAAGAGCUGCACUAUGCUUAAUGCAGCUAGCAGUAUUUUGUGUGAGGUGUGUGAAAGACCUCGUUUGGCAACACGACCUCCAGUUACCCCCUCACACCCUCCCAUCACACCACCCAGACCACCAGCACCUGUCCUGGGCAUGCCUGGUGACCCCGACAGCCAGUGGGUGUGUCAGUUCUGUACUUAUGUGAACUACUCUCCUGCUAUUGUGUGUGAGAUGUGCGACCUGGCUCGUCCAGAGCCUGCACCUCUGCCUGUCAAGCUCCGCCCUCCCUCCCCUGUCAGACGGGUCCCCGCCCUGCCAAUCAAACCCAAAGAGCCUACCCCUGAAGACUUGGACUCCUGGAGGCAGAGGCUGAUGAAGGAGGAGGGGCUGAAGCUGAUUCAAUUGAUUAGGGAUGGGGAGAAGAAAGGAGUCAGUCCAGAGGAGGUGUACACAAGCAUGAGGGUGGCUGGAGACAGCAACAUCCUGCCCUGCAAGUGGUUAAAGACGGAGCUGCCUCUGCUGUUAGACCACAUCAGGAUGUUUGUGGCAACAUCUUCCCUUCAGUCUAUAUCUGACAAAACCCCUCCAGAGCACACAGAUUCUGGGAAUGAGGUAGACCCUACUAAAACAGAAAGUGUAGUCCAACUGUCCAGAGGAGAGGCCAAGCAGGCAUGGCUGACAGCAGGGGGAGACACCGAUAGAGCUGCUGGACAAGCUCUGAGAGACAGACUCGCCAAGGUACAGGAGCUGUAUUCUCUGGGCUUCAGUGAUGAGGCUCACUGUCAUGAGGUUUUGAGACAGAGUGGCGGAGACCUGAGAGGGGCCCUGGCCCUCUUACAGCGCCCCCUUCUGGAGCCCUUUCACGAGCACAUUUGGAGUGACAAGCCAGAGCCUCCUGUUGACAUCCAUCACCCUGACAAACAGCACAUAUGUCGGAGGUUACUUGCAGUGUAUGAUCUUCCUAGCUGGGGCCGCUGUGAGCUGGCACUGUCACUGCUUCUGGAGCAUAGCGCCACCUACUCCCUGGAGGACGUAGUACAGGCUGUACGCGAGUCUCAUGAUAGGGAGUUCAUCAAAAGGGUGCUGGCUAAAGAAUGUCCAAUCUGUCUCUCUGUCUUUCCUCAUAGUAAGAUGCAGUCUCUGACAUCCUGCCAGUGUUCAGUGUGUUGUGGUUGUUUCCAGCAGCACUUCACCAUCGCUGUAAGGGACAAACACAUCAGAGACAUGGUGUGUCCAGUCUGCUGGGAGCCCGACAUCAAUGACCCUGAACACCUCAACAGCUACUUCUCCACCCUGGACAUCCAGCUGCGAGAAUGUCUGGAGCCUGAAGUCUAUGAGCUCUUCCAUAAAAAGCUGACAGAGCAGGCCCUUAUCAAGGACCCCAAGUUCCUCUGGUGCUGCCAUUGUUCAUAUGGCUUCAUCUACGAUGGAGACCAGCUAAAAGUCACCUGUUUUCAGUGUCGUAACAGCUUCUGUGCUCAGUGUAAAAAGCCUUGGGAGUCUCAGCAUGCAGGUCUGUCCUGUGAGCAAUACCAGUCAUGGAAGAGAGAGAAUGAUCCAGAGUAUCAGAGACAGGGCCUGGCUGGAUACCUCCGAGACAACGGCAUCACCUGUCCUAACUGUCGCUUUCAGUAUGCGCUGUCUAAAGGAGGCUGCAUGCAUUUCUGCUGCUCUCAGUGUCGUUACCAGUUCUGCAGUGGCUGCAACAACCCUUUCCAUACUACCUGUGCUGUGGAUGAGUGCAGUGUUUCUGGACUACAUGCCCACCAUCCAAGAGACUGUCUCUUCUAUCUGAGAGACUGGGAACCGUCCAGACUCCAGGCUUUACUGCAGAACAAAGGAGUGGCCUUCAAUACUGAUCCUCCUCCUGGAACACAGACAGGUCUGUGUGGAGUAAUAGAGCAAAAGGAUGAGGGAGGCCAACAACCAGACUCAGCCUGUGGAGCUCAGACUCAACCUGGACAUGCCGGCCUCUGCGAGAAGCAUUACCGAGAGUACCUGGUGAGCCUGAUCAACAACCACUCCCUUGACCCUGCUCCCCUCUACAGCUCCAAUGAGCUGCUGCUGGCCUGCAGGAGGUACAAGGUGGAGGACACAAACAGGGAUGGAGAGGAUGGUUUCACCUACUACAGCAGACUGCUUGAGAAACUGAUGGAAGAAGUACCGCUUGGUGACAAGGUACCACGCAAGAAGUAA
Molecule: messenger RNA, 3255 nt
Organism: Scomber scombrus (Atlantic mackerel)
Lineage: Eukaryota; Metazoa; Chordata; Actinopteri; Scombriformes; Scombridae
Gene: rnf31
Product: ring finger protein 31
Exons: 23
Coding region: 1-3255 (1084 amino acids)
Biological process (GO): protein linear polyubiquitination
Cellular component (GO): LUBAC complex
Molecular function (GO): K63-linked polyubiquitin modification-dependent protein binding; linear polyubiquitin binding; ubiquitin protein ligase activity
Source: RefSeq, a predicted model, not a curated record